This is a messenger RNA of Trichoderma gamsii, 1296 nucleotides long. RefSeq lists its product as hypothetical. Gene Ontology annotation, cellular component: cytoplasm. Lineage: Eukaryota; Fungi; Ascomycota; Sordariomycetes; Hypocreales; Hypocreaceae. The record is from RefSeq and is a predicted model, not a curated record. The transcript is spliced from 3 exons. Bases 1 to 1296 code for a protein of 431 amino acids.
AUGGAUCUCGCAUACGACCAUAUCCAGGAAGAAGCCUACACUAAGAAUACCGAGGAGUCGGGGGAAAGCUCGAAGCAGGACGAGUCGCAGAAUUCUCUGAACAAUGAUAUCCAGGAAGCUUACAAGGCUAUAUCCGCAAGCCCAUGGGGUGCCAAGAUUGGAGGAUUCUUUGGAAAUGUGAUCAAACAGGGCGAAUCAGUCUACACCCAAGCUUCAAAGGAGUUUGCAGAGGUCGGCGAAGAUGCGCAAAAGGGAUUUACUAGCCUGCGAGAAACCAUUGUCAAUAGGACUCGCUCGCUCUCCCUAACUACCAUCAUCCCCGAUAUGUCUGCUAGCAACGAUGCCGAGGAAAGCCAGAGGACACCAACCAACGCAACGGCGCCGGCGACUGGAGAAGAGUCCGAGAAUGUGCUUACGCGACUAAGGGCCGAGGCCGGAAAGCGGUUGAAGGAUCUUCAGCGCGCUGAGGAUGCCGCAGACGAAGCUUUGCUUAAAUUUGGAAGCAACAUCCGAGAUUUCCUGCGAGAUGCGAUUAGCGUUGCACCUCCAGAUGAGUCGGCCGAAAACAACCAAGUCAUGUUUGAGAGCAAGGAUGCCCAGGGAAAAAGGGUGAUUCACACUUCGAGAUUCGACGCACAGCUUCACGUUAUCCACACAUCGACAGAGAGCUUUACCAAAGACCCAUCUGCUGAGGAAUACGAACAAUGGACUGAGGGCUUUGAUAUUGAUAAGAAGACGGAGGACAUCAGUGGCGACUUGGCAAAGUAUCCAGAGCUGCGCGCAACUAUGGAGAAGCUUGUGCCCGACCAGAUUCCUUACGCCGACUUCUGGAAGAGAUAUUACUUCCUGCGUCACGGAAUCGAGACAGCUGAAACUCGCCGAAGAGAUCUCCUUAAAGCUGCAUCCGCUGAAGAUGAAGUAGCCUGGGAUGACGAUGACUCGGAACAUUCGGAGGAAGAUUCGGAGGAGGAUGACGAAGAAUCCGAGAAGCCUGCUCCCACCAAGAAGUCGAUUGCCGAGGUUAAGGGAAAGAGGCCCGAGUCUAUUGCUUCGUCAACUACAAUCCAGCCGCCGAAAGCUGAUGAGUCUAGGAAAUCCAACGAUGAAAAAUCCGAAGCCGAAACCGAUGCCAGCUAUGAUGUUGUCGGCGCGGCCUCGGGAAAGACAAGCCAGCUACCUACGCAGACGCCAAAUAGUCCCAAAGACCCCAAGAAAAAGGGGAAGAGCGAUGAUAGUGAGGAGGAUGAUAGCGAUGAGGAUAGCGAGGGCGAAGACAGCGACGAAGACUGGGAGUAA